This is a messenger RNA of Vitrella brassicaformis, 6526 nucleotides long. The record is from the annotation of a GenBank genome assembly. NCBI's taxonomy places the organism in Eukaryota, Vitrellaceae.
UCAGGUGGAUUGACUGAGUGAAUGUUCAUUGGAUGCGCGACUCAAACGCGUCGAAUCUGUUGUCUAUGGCAGGCAGCUGCACACUACCCUUACCCCUCCACCCCUGCCUUAUACUACCUAUGCCUACAUGGUCGUCAAUUUGUUGGCAAUGCCCCUCACACGCGCCAUGGCCUCUGGCAGGUCGUCCUUGGCCGCCAGCAGGGAGCUGUGGUCCUUGUCGCUCAGAUACUCCAGCAGCCGACACACCUGCACCAAACACACACCCACGCACCCAUGGACACACACAUCCCUCUCUCUGUCUCUCUGCGCACCUCUUUGCGUGUGUGUGCGUCGGUCGUCACGUCGAUGAUGCCGCUGCCCUCCCCGCCGCUGCCAUCGACAGCCCGCUCCACCAUGCUGAGCACCGCCCCAUGGGCGAUCCGUGCGUCGUCGUCGUCAUCCGUCAGCGGCAGCCACUCGGCCACCAGCCGCGCCAUGGCAGGCCGCACUGUGUCGACGGUCAGCUGCUGCGUGAAGGCCACAUACAGCUUGAUCAGGGCGCAACACGCGCAGUCCGCCGCCUGUAUGCCGUCAACACACACACGGAGGGCUGGUGUGGGGGUGUGACUCGGGCGUACCAGUCGUCUCUCGGGUGUCUUGCUGUGAGGGUGGGCCAGGAUUGCCUCCAGCUGAGAGAGAGAGAGAGAGAGAGUGGCGUGAUGUCCCUUUCUGUGUGUGUCACUCUGGACGCUUUACCUACCUUCUGGAUGGCUUCGGGCAGCCGCGGCUGCAGCACCUGGGGAGCCCGAUUGCCCAACACACCUGCAAGCACACAGACACACAAAAGACACAGAUACCUCUUCUCGGCAUAUUGCUCUCCUGGCUGUCAUACGCACCGAUGGCAAACGCACUGGCCUGCACACGCAGGACGUCCUCGUCAUACGGCUCGUCAUCCGCUGCUCUCUGGGCGUCGGUGAUGGCGUCACACACGACGGUGCCCAUCACCACACCCAUGAAGUCGGCCGCAUACUGCUGUGUGUCCGGGCCGCCCAGGUCAAUGGCGUCCGCAAAGAUGCAGAUGGCAGCCACCUAAACACCACACACACACACACACAUAGAUACCACACACGGGUCGCACGAGUCGGGAGCGGGGGUGACCUGUGCGAGGCUGUUGGUCUCGUUGUGGGGGUCGGCCGGGAGGAUGGGCGAGGUGAGGAAUGGCGAGUAGACAGGCUGCAGGUGGGCGUGGAACAGAGGGGCCACUGAGGGACCGAACACCUGAUGACACAUGACACAGGACACUUACACAUUCGUCUCUCUGUCUGUCUGUCUGUCUGUGUGUGUGGUUGUCUGUCUGUGUGUCACUGACGGACUUUGAAUGUGGCGCCCGAGAUCUGCAUGACGGUGUUGAUGAUAUCCCGCUCGGGCUCCUCCUCUUCAUCUUCGUCGACGUCCUGCAUCCAUCACACACACAUACACAUGUGGAUGCAUCAAGCGGCCGAUCUCCACCCAUCCACACUGGCGCUUACCUCCCACUCGUCACUGCCAGUGCCGUGUGAGGCCUUCUUGCUGCUUCCGCCCUCACUGCUGCGCAACCGAGCCAGCACCCUGCACACACACACACACACACAGAGGAGAGAGAGAUUCAGAAGGAGUCAGGCACAGACACCUACCCACAGACACACAGACGUCGUACCUCUGCAUAAGCUGCGCCAACGCGCCAUACAGCUGCUCGACAAACGCCCUCAACUCGGGCGCGUCAAGCACACCACCACCAUUCACACCCGUUGUCCUCCGCACCCGGCGUUGCAGCCGAUGCAGCUGCCCCAUGCAGCCGUUGACACUCUUGCAGACGUACUCGGACACCUGCACACAAAGCACACCCAACACACACGUCUGGUGUGUAUGUGUUGGGUGUGGUCUGGUUUGGGGUGAGGGAGGGGAGGGGUGCAUACUUGUUGGAGAGGGAGGUUGACGAUAGCCUUGAUGGUCGCUGCGCCGGUGAGGGCUGGCCAGAGGGUGAGGAACGACGAUGGCUCGUCCAGCAGGGUGCUCAGAAAGGCCGGCACACACUGUAGACACACACACACACACACGCACAGAUGAGUGUCUGUGCAGCUCUCCCUCUGUUUGUGUGUGCGUGUGUGUGUGCAGACCUCAUAGGCAGCUGCUCGCACUUGUGAGAAUUCGCUCUCCAGGUCGCCAGCUACAGUUUGGGCGAGCUCCUUAGCCACGCCGCUGACCUGCACACACAGACACGCCCACAGCCAACACCCGUGUGUGUUGGAUGGAGGGAGGGAGGGGACGGGGAGAGGGUUGCCUUGGUUUCCAUGGCUUCGGCGAUGGUCUUGAUGAGUGCCAAGGCGGUCUGCUUCUCCUCUACCUCAGUCUUGACACACACACGACAGACACCCAUGUGUGAGUGUGUGUGAAUGGCCUUCUCGCCCUCCCGUCUGCUUAUCUCAUGACAUGACAUACGGUGCUAAAGGAGACGGUUUGGAAGACCCCGCCCUCUCCCGGAAUGCGCAGCUGCGUCCGGCCCUGGCUCUCAGUCACCUCCACACCCAACCGCCCACCACCGUCACCACCUGAGGUGUCUUCGUCCGCCUCACCUAUCAACAUCUGCACACACAGACAGACACACACACACAUGGAUGGAUGGAUGGAUGGAUCUCUCUCUCUGUGUGGUGGCUGUGGCUGGGGAGGGGGGGAUGGGCGUGUGGUGGUUGGUUGCCUUUGGCUGCAUCUUUGCGGCGGCCAUGAUGGAGGGCAUGAUUGCGGGGAGGUAGGGCUCGAAGGCCUCGCCCAAAGACUCGGCAAUGUUGCCAAACGCCUGAUGGAUGAGGAUGACCCAUUCAACGAUGCCCCAAGGUGCGUCUGUGUGUGUGUUUGUGUGUUUGUGUGAGUGUGUGUGUACCAACAGCACAGAGGGUCCGAAGUUGUGUGUCCGAUUGGGGUCGUUUGCCGUGUGCAGACUGUACAAGGCCUCCAUCAACACGGGGGCGUCCUGCACACACACACACACAAACCAACCACACACACGCGCGUCUGGCUGUGUGUGUGUGGGUGUGUGUCUGUGUGUAUAUACGCACCUGUGAGAAUUGCUCCGGCCCUGCCGCUACGGCGAGGUGGCCCGCCAGCUCGAUGGCCGUCUCGCAUAGAAUACGCUUCCCGUGCACACCCGACUGAUGGAUGGCACACACACACACGACACACACACACACACACACACAGAGAGAGAGAGAGGGAGAGAGAGAGAGAGUAGAAAAGAGGGCUCUUCACGCACUGACGCACGGACCUGGUUGAGUAUCUGUUUGGCGGCCGUCAUGAAGGAGGGGUAGUAGGGGGCGAAGUCAUCCUCGACCAACUACACAAACACAUACACACACUCACAUAGACAGACAGAAGGUAUACCAGGGACUGAUUGCGGCUGGUACCAUAAAACAUGUACCUGCGCAAUGGUUGCUGCGAGAGCCAGGCCGGCCUCCUUCAACACACACACGACACACACACACACACACAAAUGUUGUGUGUGGCCGUCUGUCUAUCGGCCCUGUGUGCGCGACUGCCCACCUGCACUUGCACAGUGCCCUUCGCGAGGAUGGGGAUCAGCGCUAUAUCGCACACACACACACACACGCACAUACACACACACACAGGGGGGGGCUCGAUCCAUCCAUAUGUGUGUGUGUGUGUAUACGUGUAUGUGGCUACCUUGGUUGACGAUUGCGUCCAGGUGCGGCACCACAUUGGGCGCAUCGUCGUCCUCAUCCAGACCGAUCAACAUCAUCGACAGCCCGGUGAGCGCGCGGCACUGAUGCCAUGACACAUCCACACACACGCACACACACGGGGAUUUGUGUGUGGGGUGGGUGAGUGUGGCCACCGUGCCGACCUUGCAGCGGUCCUCAGGGUCUUCCUGCGCCUGUGUCAGCAGCGUCUUGAGCAGCAACUCUAACCGAGCUCGCUAUAACGAAUCAAGACCGACACAACACACAACACACACAACACGCACAUCGACCGCCUCUUGGUGCGUGCGCUGUGCCCAUCUGUGUGUGUUGAUGUGAGUGAGAAGGAGAGAAGGACCUGGUAGCUGGGACCAUAGUUCUCGAUCUCUGUCCCCAGCAGCCCCAGAGCGGCCCACCUCACUCGGCAGUGGGGGUGCCGCAGCAUCGCAUACACAUACUGAUCCACCUGCACCCAGCAGCCGACACGAGCGCGCCAUGCUGACAUGAGUGCAUCUGGUGUUUGUUUCUGUGUGUGCCGACCGUCUUGAGAUGUGGCUUGAUGACCUUGCUCCCCGCCUGGCUGUUGACCACACAGUCGAGCGCCUGCAUGGCGGCAUACGGCGGCUCCCAGGGAUGUGUGGCGAGCCCUUGACCGCUGGGACAGCUCCGGAGGAUCUCACUGGCCGUCUUGAGGACACACUCUGACACCAAUGUCGCACCUGAAUGGGCCGAAACACACACACGUGGGCAUGUGUGUGUGUGUGUGUGUGUGGUGUGAGGUGUGUGAGGUGUGUUGACCAGGCCCGGUGAGUGUUCUGGUGAGUGCGUCGGCGGCCACACUGCCGAUGGAGUCGUAGGGCUCUGUUUCAUCCUCCUACACACACACACACACACACACAGGCUGGUGCAGUGACCCACCAUGCGACAACACACCGACCCGUCUGAGUGCCCAUGGCUCGUGCUCGCCGCCAUGCUCGUCAUCAGCCGUCACUUCCCCACACAAGGCGAGAAGACAGCUCACUGCCGACGACACCACAGCACCGUUCUGAUGACAUUAGACCACACACACACACGAACACGAGCACAGAUGUCUUGGGGGCGUUCGUUGUGCACAGCCGGACGGACCUUUUUGAUCCACUUGGAUGAGGCCUGGCUGAGCAGCGCCACCAUGAUUUCCAUCGCACCGCUGCGCACAUCUGACACACACACACACACACACACAGGGGGGCUCCAUCCAUCCAUAUGUGUGCCCUUUGAAGACCAUUACACACAUAGCUACCGUGUGUGUGCUGCUUGUUGGGGAGUAUCUGCAGCAGCGCCUUGACGGCCUCAUCCGCACUCGCACCGAAGAACAUGCUGUCGCUCUCACACAUGUCAGCUGACACAUGUAGUCAACACAGAGAGAGAGAGUGGGCAAUGGGAGGGAGAUCCCCAUCCCCCACUCACUCACCGAUGAGCUGCAUCAUCAUCGGCGCGUCAGGGUGUGACAAUUGCUGCAGUGUGGACGCCAGCAGCGGCUGGCUCAGGGACCGCAGGGCACUCUCAGUGGCAAAACGGUCCUGCUGCGAGUGCUUCUCGGCAUCAAGCCUGACAGCAUACCCACACACACACACACACCACACACACAGACUGGUGGAUGGAAGCAGCCGUGCGCUCGCCCGACCAGACCACUUUCUUCCUCACCCCAUGUGCAGCAUUCGUGUGCAGGACGCGAUUGCGUGAAAUGCGGCGAGGCGGACCUUGCCGUGUUGAGCGUCGCCGUCCUGCAGCGCGCGCUGGAAGGUCGCGGCCAGGCCGGCGUGGUGCGGGAGCAGCGCAGAGAAACCUGAAGGGUAUAGAUAUCGAUGCACGGGCACACAGUGCACCAAUGUAGCCCAUCCAGUCUCUCUCUCUCUCUCUCUCUGUGUGUGUGUGUGUGUGUGUUUGUGACCUUGUUUGAAGUCGGCCAUCCUCUGUAUGAGUGUGAGUGCCGCCUGCAACUCCGCCGCCGACGAUGAGCUCGACCAUUGAGACAAAAGCGCCAUCAAGUCGGGCCAGGUGCCUGAUCCAUCCAUCCAUCCAUACACAGAUGACAUGCCACAGACAGACCAGCCAGCCAUAAGAUGCCGUGUGUGUAUGUGAUGUGGUGUCGGUGGUUGGGUACCAUGUGUGUUGAAGAGCGUCGCGGCGACCUGCGCAGUGGCAUCGGCGAGCUUGCGCUUGACGUAGGGGUCGGUCUCCUCCCUCAGUCGGGCCAGCAGCGACGCGCACACUGAUGACGCCUCCUGAGCACCUGCACACACACAUGGCAACAGGUGAUCGGUGGAUGGAUGGAUGGAUGGAUGGUUAUUGCUACCGGCCCGUGUGAAGAAGUCGGGCGUCUUGCGCACAAUCUGACGCAGCAACACGGCAGCAAGCGCCUUGAUCUGCGCGCCGAGGGAGAAUGGCGACCACAUAUGAGUGUUUUGACAAGUACGUGUCUGUGUGUAUGCGUGUGUGUGCUUACCGCUGUGUAUUGUGGAUCACUUGCUGCUCCUGCAUGUGCAUGUGUGUUGAGAGGUCCCUCGAGCAGCUGCACGGCGAUGGUGACGGGCUGCGCUGCGCUCUGCGAUUCGAACCAUCGCAGCGCCGCCGUGCGGCACGUUUCAUCGGUGGAGAGGUAGCCCUUGAGGGCCUGAUAGAUAAGCAUGAUAAGCAUGGCACACAGACAGACAGACGCAGGGAGAGAUGGAUGAAUGGCGGUGGAUGAAGGAUGAGAUCUCUUCAUGGCUGACCGUGCUGAUGUCCAUUCCCACUGCACUCAUCGGAUGAGGCAUCCUCUGUGGGAUAAGUGAGGGCUG